CAUCUGUCCCUCCCCGCCAGAUCCCAGAAGGCUUGUAGCUCAGAUGCCUGCUUACCUGUCAGGAGCACAGCCCCGCCCCAGCCUGCCGGGUUCCCAACCCGCCCAUCAAGGGCAGCAGCUUCUCCAGGCUCUGGACUGCCAGUGGGCCUCACCUCUCCGCCUCGGGACGCUGUCCCUUUCCACUCCUCUCUGUGUCUGGCUUCCCUUGCUUGGCCCCUUGUGGCCCAGCCCCCACCGUCUGUGAUUGAGUCCCACGCUCCCGCUUCCUGAAGAGCAGCCAUGGCCACCUACAAAGUCAAGGUGGCCACUGGUACUGAUCUCUUGUCAGGAACGACGGACUCCAUCUCCCUGACCAUCGUGGGGACCCAAGGAGAGAGCCAUAAGCAGCUGCUGAACCACUUUGGGAGAGACUUUGCAACCGGAGCGGUGGAUGAGUAUACUGUCCAGUGCCAGCAGGACCUCGGGGAGCUCAUCAUCAUCCGUCUGCACAAGGAGCGCUACUCCUUCUUUCCCAAGAACUCCUGGUACUGCAACUACGUGCAGAUCUCUGCGCCCAAUGGCCACACCUACCACUUCCCUGCCUACCAGUGGAUGGAUGGCUACGAGACCCUGGCACUCCGGGAGGCUACAGGAAAGACAAGAGCAGACGACAAGCUCCCCAUCCUUCUGGAGCACCGACAGGAGGAGAUCAGGGCCAAGCAGGACUUCUACCACUGGAGGGUCUUCGUUCCCGGCCUGCCCAAUUACCUGCAUAUCCCCAGUUACCGCCCUCCUGUACGGAGAAACCCCAACCGGCCUGAGUGGAAUGGAUAUAUCCCGGGAUUCCCGAUUCUCAUCAACAUUAAGGCCACCAAGUUCCUGAACUCAAAUCUCCGCUACUCCUUCCUGAAGACCGCCUCCUUCUUCAUGCGCCUGGGGCCCAUGGCACUGGGGUUGAAACUCCGCGGUCUGGUGGACUGCGAACGGUCGUGGAAGAGACUGAAGGACAUUAAGAAAAUUUUCCCUUCCAACAAGUCUGUCAUCUCCGAGUACGUGGCCGAGCACUGGGCAGAGGACAGCUUCUUUGGGUACCAGUACCUCAAUGGUAUCAACCCAGGCCUGCUCCGCCGCUGCACGCGGAUCCCAGAUAAGUUCCCCGUCACAGAAGACAUGGUGGCCCCGUUCCUGGGCGAGGGAACGUGCCUGCAAGCCGAGCUGGAGAAGGGGAACAUUUACCUGGCAGACUACCGCAUCUUGGAGGGCAUCCCCACCGUUGAGCUCAACGGCCAGAAGCAGCACCACUGCGCCCCCCUCUGCCUACUGCACUUUGGCCCGGAAGGGAACAUGAUGCCCAUCGCCAUCCAGCUCAGCCAGACCCCAGGGCCCGACUGCCCCAUUUUCCUGCCCAGUGACUCAGAGUGGGACUGGCUGCUGGCUAAGACGUGGGUGCGCUAUGCCGAGUUCUACUGCCACGAGGCCAUCUCCCACCUGCUGGAGACCCACCUCAUCGCUGAGGCCUUCUGCCUGGCCAUGCUGAGGCAGCUACCCAUGUGUCACCCCCUCUACAAGCUCCUUGUCCCCCACACCAGAUACACCAUCCAGAUCAACAGCAUCGGGCGGGCCCUCCUCCUCAAUGAGGGGGGACUCUCUGCCAGGGCCAUGUCCCUGGGCCUGGAGGGCUUUGCUGAGGUGAUGGUGCGGGCUCUGUCAGAGACCACCUAUGACAGUCUCUACCUCCCCAACGACUUUGUGGAGCGUGGGGUUCAGAACCUGCCAGGAUACUAUUACCGUGAUGACUCCUUGGCAGUGUGGGAUGCGCUGGAGAGGUACGUGACAGAGAUCAUCACCUACUAUUACCCAUGUGACGCGGCUGUGGAGGGUGACCUGGAAUUGCAGUCCUGGGUGCGGGAGAUAUUCAAGGAGUGCCUACUAGGGCGUGAAAGCUCAGGUUUUCCCACGUGCUUGCGAACGGUGCCCGAGCUGAUCCGAUAUGUCACCAUUGUCAUCUACACCUGCUCUGCCAAGCACGCAGCUGUCAACACAGGGCAGCUGGAGUUCACCGCCUGGAUGCCUAACUUCCCGUCAUCCAUGCGGAACCCCCCGAUGCGGGCCAAGGGGCUGACCACUCUGGAGACCUUCAUGGACACGUUGCCGGAUGUGAAGACCACGUGCAUCACCCUACUGGUGCUCUGGACACUCAGCCGGGAACCUGACGACAAGCGGCGCCUGGGCCACUUCCCUGACAUCCACUUCGUGGAGGAAGUCCCACGGAGGAGCAUGGAGACCCUCCGCCAGCGCCUGGCCCAGAUCUCGCACAACAUUCGCCAGCGCAACAAGUGCCUCCCCAUCCCCUACUACUACCUGGACCCGAUGCUGAUUGAGAACAGCAUUUCUAUCUAGGACGGCCCUUCCCGCCUCGCCUCUGCCCGCCCUGCGCCCGCCUCUUUUCCAAAAACACCGCUUCAAACGCAAGCCCCGGCUCCGUCACCGCGCGCCCGUUCUCCGCUCUCGCAGGGUUCGGAUAGGUGUAGGGCAGCGCCAGGUGCCCGUCUGCGCCCGGAUGUCCCGCGAGAUCUGGGCCCGAUGGCUCUGGAAGGCGGCGACACUCUGCUGCGGGCAGUCCUCGGUGAAGCGUUCGUCCGGGUGGGUCCCCAGGCGCCUCUGGGGACGGCAGGAGAGAAAGCUGGGACCUCUGCCCCGCGAGAUUCUGGUCCAUCUUAAGUCCCCGAGACUAUCGAGGAACCCAGUCCCCCAGAAGAUCCACCACCCAAGGACUACCACCUGAGCUUCGCCCACCCAGACCACCCAAGACCCGCCCAAUUUGAAACGCAGACCACCCACCGAUCUAGGCAAAAGACACCCUAAGCCCACCUUGCUAGAAACUCAGACCACGCAAGCCAUGCUCACUGUGAAACCCAGACCACUCUAAGCUCCACCUCCUGGGAGCCCGUA
Equus quagga is the source of this 2931-nucleotide messenger RNA. RefSeq names its product arachidonate 12-lipoxygenase, 12R type (gene ALOX12B). Gene Ontology annotation, biological process: linoleic acid metabolic process; lipid oxidation. The record is from RefSeq and is a predicted model, not a curated record. The coding region runs from base 280 to 2379 and encodes 699 amino acids. Gene Ontology annotation, molecular function: iron ion binding; protein binding; arachidonate 12(S)-lipoxygenase activity. Lineage: Eukaryota; Metazoa; Chordata; Mammalia; Perissodactyla; Equidae. Gene Ontology annotation, cellular component: perinuclear region of cytoplasm. The transcript has 15 exons.